AUGAUCCCAGCAUGUUUCAGCCAACCAAACACCCACACAUCGCCCAGUAAUUCUGAAGCUGCAGCGCCUCAUCAAAACCUGAUAACAUCCAUAUACCAAACUCAGCUCUGCAACUCCCCAACAUAUCUAACUCUCACAUGGUCCAAAUCCCUCUUCUCCCACACUCUCACCAUCUCCGCACCAGACUCUUUUUCCUUCACGGUUUCUCUCAUUCCAUCGACUUUCUCAUUCUUCAGACCCAAACCCACCUCCAAAUCCAUCUACUUAACCCACCAGUAUCACUACCGGAAGAUCAAGCUCUUCUGGGACUUCACUCGCGCCGAGUUCGCAAACUCGGCUGAGCCUGAGUCCCGGUUCUACCUCGCCAUCGCCUGCAACUCCAAGCUUCAGUUCUUCCUAGGAGACGACGGCCUUCUCGGCGAGUUGACUCAGCGAUCCGGGUUGGCCGUCGACGACGGCGACGACGUACCAAAACCGACGCUGCUUUCGCGGCGAGAGCACGUGUUUGGACGCAGGAAUUACGAGUCCCGGGCGGUGUUUUUGGGGUCCAAGCAUGAGAUCGGAAUAGAGUGCAAUGGCGGGACGUUGAAAGUCAGAGUCGACGGAGAGUUGAGCCUUGUGGUGAAGAGGCUGGCGUGGAAGUUCAGAGGGAACGAGAAGAUCUUCGUUGGUGGGGUCGAAGUUGAGUUCUUUUGGGAUGUUUUCAACUGGAUUAACGGUAAUAACGGCAACAAUGCUAACGGAAAUGGGCAUGGAGUUUUUGUGUUCCAAGUCGGUGAUGGCGGGGUUUGGCCGGAGAUGGUGGGACCGGAGAAGAGGCUGUUGAGGAAGAGCUUGUCAUCGCCGGUGGCCGGUAGUAAUGGAAAUAAUUAUCAUUGUAGUAAUAAUAACAAUACGACGUCGUCAAUGCCGUCGUUUUUGAAUACGAUGUCGUAUUCGCCUUCGUGCUCGAGUAGUGUUCUGCAAUGGGCAGAGGAGAGCAGCGAUGGAGGGUCGAGGAGUUCGUGUUCUUCGUCAACUAGGUCUUCUGGUAGUAAUGGAGGGUUCUCUUUGUUGCUUUACGCUUGGAGAAAAGAUUGA
This is a messenger RNA of Morus notabilis, 1080 nucleotides long. RefSeq lists its product as uncharacterized. The transcript has a single exon. The record is from RefSeq and is a predicted model, not a curated record. Lineage: Eukaryota; Viridiplantae; Streptophyta; Magnoliopsida; Rosales; Moraceae. The coding region runs from base 1 to 1080 and encodes 359 amino acids.